AUGUCUUCAGAAGAAAAUAUAAUAAAGCGAAAAAUUGUUAUCGUUGGCGAUGGAGUAGCCGGUAAGACGUCGUUACUCUACGUUUUCACCCUAGGCCAAUUCCCUACUGAGUACGUACCCACAGUGUUUGAAAACCUCGUCACUGACUGCCGAGUCGAUGGAAAAGCAGUGCAAUUAGGUCUUUGGGAUACUGCCGGUCAAGAGGAAUACGAUCGAAUGAGACCAUUAUCUUACUCCAAGGCAAAUGUGAUUCUUAUUGGCUUUGCCCUCGACAACCCUGAAUCUCUACGCAACAUUAGAUAUAAGUGGUACGAUGAAGUCACCAGAUACUGCCCAGGAAUCCCGAUCAUUCUUGUGGGCCUCAAAAAAGAUUUGAGAUUGGAUGGCACUAGCAAAUAUAUCCAGUACAAACAAGGUCUACAAAUGGCACAGGCGAUCGGUGCAAGAAAAUACGUUGAAUGUUCCUCAUUGACUGGCGAAGGCGUUGAUAAUGUGUUUGAGGUGGCCACCAGAACAAGUUUGGCUCUACCUCAGGAUAAUUCCUCGGGGUGUUGUACCAUACAGUAA
Molecule: messenger RNA, 567 nt
Organism: Saccharomycopsis crataegensis
Lineage: Eukaryota; Fungi; Ascomycota; Saccharomycetes; Ascoideales; Saccharomycopsidaceae
Product: Rho family GTPase
Exons: 1
Coding region: 1-567 (188 amino acids)
Biological process (GO): small GTPase-mediated signal transduction
Cellular component (GO): cytosol
Molecular function (GO): GTPase activity; GTP binding; protein kinase binding
Source: RefSeq, a predicted model, not a curated record